AUGUACUACGCAAUCCAGAAGUGCCUUCGAAGCGAAGAAGGAACAAAGGAAGAAAAGGGGGCAUUGUGCUGUUGGAUGUUUCUGUUAUUUGAAUUUAUUUUCCCAGCAUCUAACUACAACAGAGAAGAGAAUCUUUGCAAAGUAGAAAGACUUUAUGGCCUUAAGUAUGAUAACGAGUCAUGUGCGCCCGCGGUGGGGCCGGCCCGGGCCCGGCGGAGCUGCCUUCCGCCGGCUGCGAGGCGGGGGCUGCCGUGCGGGAUUAACGGCUGCUCUCUCUUCCAGUCGUCUCACAAGACGUUCAAGAUCAAACGCUUCCUCGCGAAGAAGCAGAAGCAGAACCGGCCUAUCCCGCAGUGGAUUCGCAUGAAAACGGGCAAUAAGAUCAGGUACAACUCCAAAAGGAGACACUGGAGAAGGACCAAACUGGGCUUGUAAGAGAGACUGUCUCCUGGGAACUCUAAUAAACACGUGUCUUUCUGCGUCAGAUUGAUAUACCCGUAUGCUGUUCGGCGACCCCCAAGCAAUUCCUUCUGUAGUGUUGGACUGCAAUCCCCAGUGUUUGGUUUUUUUUAUGAGCUAGUCUGGGUUAUUGAUGUUAACUGGGAAAAUGUUGAAGUAAUUUGCAUCUGAAACAUGAAGACUGUGUUCUAUUAGUGUUCUUUCUUUCAGGCAUCAUCAUGAGUAUUGACAGUGUACAGGCUUACUAAUAAAUAUGGACCUGAAUGACUUGGUUGAAAUUAUUUCUCAUAUAUAUAUGGUGGGAUAGUAACUAACAUUACUGUGAAUAUAAUGUCACUUAGCGUGAGAAACCUUGUCAGCUCUUUUCAGAUAGAGUAGGCUGUGUCUUCCUUUUCACUUAC
Messenger RNA from Haliaeetus leucocephalus (bald eagle), 860 nucleotides. It is a transcript of the gene RPL39, whose product is annotated as ribosomal protein L39. Gene Ontology annotation, biological process: translation. Lineage: Eukaryota; Metazoa; Chordata; Aves; Accipitriformes; Accipitridae. Gene Ontology annotation, cellular component: ribosome; cytosolic large ribosomal subunit. The transcript has 4 exons. Bases 1 to 435 code for a protein of 144 amino acids. The record is from RefSeq and is a predicted model, not a curated record. Gene Ontology annotation, molecular function: structural constituent of ribosome.